AAUCUGGCUGGGUCAGCCCAUCGCCACCAGCCCCCAGGCUGGGUUUAUUAAACUAGAACACAGCAGACACACAGUUUCUGUAGGUAACAUUGAGAGUUACCUACAUUUGACUUUCCUCAUUUCACAACCCACACUCCAACCCCUAAAGCUAUACGUCCUUCACCCACAGAACCAUUACCUCACAGACUUUUAUUUCCUUUUCUUUUAGGCAGAAUCUAUUAAGCUACUUAAAAAAAAAUAAAAAAAACAUUUCCCAAACACACUGUUACACUCUUAUCUCCAGUUAUAGUACCAGGAAGGUGUGCUGGGGCCAAAUCAGGCACGAUGGAAUUUGCCAUGGGGAAACCCAGCACUGAUGACAGCGGAACCCGCCCGCGUGUGAAUUCCCGUGGCUCCUGCCACCCCUUUAUAAGCAGGUGGAGGUGAGGCAGGGCUGGCAGAACAGGCAGGCAGCAGCCGAGCACUCACUGGAGCAGAGCUGUGAGUGUGGUUUGGGAAUGGCUGGCUUUAGCAGCAAGAGCAUGGUCCUGGUCUCCCUGAUGGGGCUCCUGGCGCUGCUCCUGUGUGGCACCUCCAAAGCACACAGCAAUCAUGAUUGCUGCCUGUCUUACACCAAAGUGCGUCUGCCUCGGUGGGCCCUGAAGGGCUACACUGAACAGCUCGCCAGUGAAGUCUGUGAUAUCCCUGCAAUCAUUUUCCACACCAACAGUGGGCUGAAGGCCUGUGUAAAUCCUAACGAAGGCUGGGUGAAGAAGCAUCUUCUUUUCCUCAGCCAUAAGCUCAAGAGGAUGUCAGCCUGAUAUGGUUUCCAGCAAGGAAAUAAACAUAGACAUGGCUGAAGAAUCACCAGGUUCAACCUCUUGGUUGGGAUUGUCUUGUACACUGUUGUGUGCUCACUCACCUCCAACUCAGGCUUCUUUGGAACUGUUGAACUUCUCUAGUUGAUUCAUAUUGCAUCUCUGGUUUGCUUGAAUUAAGCAUUUUGUUACAGUUUCUAUUUUUACUAAUAUGUGUACUAAUAUGACAUGAUAUUAUUUAGUAAAGACUACCUUAAGCUGUUGUACAGAGUAUUAAGUUUAUUGCACGUUGUUUUUGUUUUGUUCCACAUGUGUAAAGUGGCUUAUUUAUUCUAUUUAUUUUAUUACUGUCUUGUGCCAAAAUGUUUCCUUUUAGCUGUAGUUAGCAUUAUAAUACUUCUUGAGCUAUUGCUAAAGAAAAUCUGCCUGUGGAAAAAAAUGGAAAUUGGAGUUUAAAAAAAAUAAAUGUUAAA
Messenger RNA from Manacus vitellinus (golden-collared manakin), 1270 nucleotides. It is a transcript of the gene CCL20, whose product is annotated as C-C motif chemokine ligand 20. Gene Ontology annotation, molecular function: CCR chemokine receptor binding; chemokine activity. The coding region runs from base 498 to 800 and encodes 100 amino acids. Gene Ontology annotation, cellular component: extracellular region. Gene Ontology annotation, biological process: inflammatory response; monocyte chemotaxis; cellular response to tumor necrosis factor. The record is from RefSeq and is a predicted model, not a curated record. NCBI's taxonomy places the organism in Eukaryota, Metazoa, Chordata, Aves, Passeriformes, Pipridae. The transcript has 4 exons.